AUGGCUUCCAAAGCUUUCUCUCCCGCUACCGCUCGUCGUCACGAGACCAAGGAAGAAGAUGUCAUCUGCCUGGAGCUGGAAGAUGGCCUGGCUUUCCAGGGCUAUAGCUUCGGCGCUCCCAAGAGCAUCGCCGGUGAGCUGGUCUUCCAGACUGGUAUGGUGGGCUACCCAGAGUCCAUUACAGACCCCUCCUACCGUGGCCAGAUUCUCGUCAUCACUUUCCCGCUAGUCGGCAACUAUGGCGUCCCCUCGCGAGAGACCAUGGACGAACUCUUGCGCGACCUUCCCGCGCAUUUUGAGUCCUCCCAGAUCCAUAUUGCCGGUCUUGUCACGGCCUCGUACGCUGGGGAGGACUACUCGCACUUCCUGGCGACGUCCUCUCUAGGAACGUGGUUGAAAGAGCAGGGCAUACCCGCCAUGUACGGUGUCGACACUCGGGCGUUGACAAAGCACAUCCGACAAAAGGGUAGCAUGCUGGGCCGGAUGCUGUUGCAGAAGCAGCAACCAGCCAAUAGCCAGGCCAACGGCGUCAAUGGAACAGCCCCAGGCAAUGGCCUGACCCAGGGCUUGAAGGAAUGGAAGCCCUACUUCGACACUGUCGAUUGGGUCAACCCUAAUGAGAAGAACCUGGUGGCAGAGGUGUCCAUCAAGACGCCCAAGCUCUAUACCCCUCCCGAGGGCACUGCUGUCAAACACCCAUCCGGUCGGACAGUUCGUAUCCUCUGCCUCGACGUCGGUAUGAAGUACAACCAGCUCCGGUGCUUUCUCAAGCGAGGCGUCGAAGUCCUUGUAUGCCCGUGGGACCAUGACAUUGUUGCACAAGCUGGCGAUGAAUAUGACGGUCUCUUCAUAUCGAAUGGCCCUGGUGAUCCGGCCGUCAUGGAGACAACUGUCAAGAACAUCUCCACGGCCAUGGCGAAAAACCGCACGCCAGUUUUUGGCAUCUGCUUGGGCCACCAGCUGCUUGCCAGAGCUGCUGGAGCUGGGACCAUCAAGAUGAAGUACGGCAACAGAGGUCACAACAUUCCCUGCACAAGCUUGGUCACCGGAAAGUGCCACAUUACGUCCCAGAACCAUGGUUUCGCCGUCGACAGCAAGACUCUGCCUACCGAAUGGCAAGAGCUUUUCGUGAAUGCCAACGAUGGAAGCAAUGAGGGUAUCAUGCACGUCAAUAAGCCCUACUUCAGCGUGCAGUUUCACCCCGAGAGCACACCUGGCCCCCGAGACACCGAGUUCCUGUUCGAUGUGUUUAUCCAGACCAUUGUCAAUUGCGCAUCGGAUAGCAGCCUUCUCAGCAAACCUGUCUCUUUCCCUGGCGGCACCGCUGCAGAGAAUGAGAGACUGCACCCUCGUGUGAGGCCAAAGAAGGUCCUCAUUCUUGGCAGUGGUGGUCUCAGUAUCGGACAGGCUGGCGAGUUCGACUACUCUGGCAGCCAAGCAAUCAAGGCGUUGAAGGAAGAAGGCAUUUACACCGUUCUCAUCAACCCCAACAUUGCAACGAUCCAAACGUCCAAGGGCCUGGCGGACAAGGUCUACUUCCUGCCUGUGAAUGCAGAGUUCGUGCGCAAGGUCAUCAUGUAUGAGCGACCAGAUGCCAUUUACUGCACAUUCGGUGGACAGACUGCACUGCAGGUCGGCAUCCAGCUCAAGGACGAGUUUGAGGAGCUCGGAGUCAAGGUGCUUGGUACACCCAUCGACACCAUCAUCACCACCGAGGACCGUGAGCUUUUCGCUCGAAGCAUGGAGUCCAUUGGUGAGAAGUGCGCCAAGUCGGCGUCCGCAAGCAGUGUUGAAGAGGCCAUGCGGGUCGUCAAGGAUAUUGGCUUCCCCGUCAUCGUACGAGCUGCUUACGCGCUGGGAGGGUUGGGCAGUGGAUUCGCCAACAAUGAUGCCGAAUUGCUUGACCUUUGCAACAAGGCGUUGGCUGUCAGCCCCCAGGUGCUGAUCGAGCGCAGUAUGAAGGGCUGGAAGGAGAUUGAGUACGAAGUCGUUCGAGAUGCCCAGGAUAACUGUAUCACUGUCUGUAACAUGGAGAAUUUCGACCCCCUCGGUAUUCACACCGGAGAUUCGAUCGUGGUCGCUCCGUCUCAGACGCUCUCGGACGAGGACUACAACAUGCUCCGGACCACUGCCGUCAACGUGAUCCGGCAUCUUGGAGUUGUCGGAGAGUGCAACAUUCAAUACGCACUCAACCCGUUCUCCAGGGAGUACUGCAUCAUCGAGGUCAACGCGAGACUGUCGCGGUCUUCAGCGCUCGCCUCUAAGGCGACUGGCUACCCCUUGGCAUUCGUUGCUGCCAAGUUGGGUCUGGGCAUCCCUCUGAAGGACAUCACAAACUCGGUGACAAGGUCCACCUGCGCAUGUUUCGAGCCGUCACUUGAUUAUGUUGUGGUCAAGAUGCCUCGUUGGGAUCUGAAGAAGUUCACGCGAGUGUCGACACAACUUGGGUCCUCCAUGAAGAGUGUCGGUGAGGUCAUGAGCAUCGGCAGGACGUUUGAGGAGGCCAUUCAAAAGGCGAUCCGCUCUAUCGAUUUCCAGAACCUCGGUUUCAACGAGACCAAGGCUCUCAUGUCAAUCGAUGAUGAGCUGCAGACGCCAUCUGACCAGCGUCUGUUUGCAAUCGCCAACGCGAUGCAUGCCGGGUACACAGUCGACAAGAUCUGGGAGAUGACCAACAUUGACAAGUGGUUCUUGCACAAGCUCAAGGGCCUGAGCGAUUUCGGCAAGAGGAUGACAGGAUACACCACUGAUGACGUUGCCAAGCAGCCUGGUCUCCUGCUCGAGGCCAAGAGCCUUGGCUUCUCCGAUCGCCAGCUGGCCAAGUUCUGGGACUCUAAUGAAUUGGCUGUCCGUCGACUGCGAGACGAGGCCGGCAUCAUGCCCUUCGUGAAGCAGAUUGACACCGUUGCAGCCGAGUUCCCGGCAAUGACCAACUACCUCUACAUGACAUACAAUGCUACGCAGCAUGAUGUUGACUUUGACGAUCAUGGUAUCAUGGUCUUGGGAUCUGGAGUCUACAGAAUCGGCUCAUCUGUUGAGUUUGAUUGGUGCUCUGUCCGCGCCAUCCGCACACUUCGACAGGAUGGUUUCAAGACUGUGAUGGUGAAUUUCAACCCAGAAACCAUCUCCACCGAUUACGACGAAGCCGACAGAUUGUAUUUCGAGAACAUCAGCCAGGAGAAUGUCCUUGACAUUUAUCAAUUAGAGGGCGCAAGGGGUGUUCUUGGUGCGAUGGGUGGCCAGACCCCGAACAACAUCGCUCUCAGCCUGCACCGUUCUGGAGUCAAGGUCUUGGGAACUUCGCCCGAGAUGAUCGACAAUGCCGAGAACCGAUACAAGUUCUCGCGUAUGCUCGACCGGAUUGGCGUUGAUCAGCCAACCUGGAAGGAGUUGACGAGCUUCGAUAAGGCCAGGGAAUUCUGUAACAGUGUUUCCUACCCGGUGCUUGUUCGACCGUCUUACGUCCUCUCUGGAGCUGCCAUGAAUACCGUGUAUUCAGAGGCAGAUCUCGAGAACUACCUGAAGCAGGCCGCGGAUGUCUCUCCUGAGCACCCAGUCGUGAUCACCAAGUACAUCGAAAAUGCAAAGGAAAUCGAGAUGGAUGCUGUUGCUCAUGACGGCGAAGUUGUCGGCCACUUUAUUUCCGAGCACGUUGAGAACGCCGGUGUUCACUCCGGAGAUGCUACUCUCAUUCUACCACCUCAGGAUCUGGAGAAGACCACUAUUGAGCGUAUUGAAGAGGCUACGCGCAAGAUCGGUGCUGCACUUAAUGUCACCGGCCCAUUCAACAUCCAAUUCAUUGCUAAGGACAACGAUAUCAAGGUCAUCGAAUGCAACGUCCGGGCCUCUCGAUCCUUCCCCUUCGUUUCAAAGGUCAUGGGUGUCGAUCUUAUCGAGAUGGCUACCAAGGCUAUCGUGGGCGUGCCGUUCGAGCCGUAUCCUGUCGUUGAGCGCCCUGCCGGUGCUGUUGGUGUCAAGGUUCCGCAGUUCAGCUUCUCUCGUCUGUCCGGUGCCGAUCCAGUCUUGGGCGUUGAGAUGGCUUCGACUGGUGAAGUGGCCUGCUUUGGUGCUGACAAGUACGAGGCGUACCUCAAGGCCCUGAUGUCGACUGGCUUCAAGAUCCCAAAGAACAACAUACUCUUGUCUCUUGGCUCCUACAAGGACAAGAUGGAGAUGCUGCCGUCGAUUCAGAAGCUGCAGGAGCUGGGCUUCAAGCUCUUUGCCACUGCGGGUACCGCUGAUUUCUUGCAGUCCCACAACAUUCCUGUUCAGUUCCUUGAAGUUCUUGCUCAGGAUGAGAACGAUCAGAAGUCGGAAUACUCGCUCACUCAACACUUGUCCAACAAUAUGAUCGAUCUCUACAUCAACCUCCCGUCGAGCAACAAGUACCGCCGUCCUGCCAGCUACAUGAGCAAGGGCUAUAGGACCCGAAGAAUGGCCGUCGAUUACCAGGUCCCACUGGUUACCAAUGUCAAGAAUGCCAAGAUUCUUGUUGAGGCCAUUGCUCAUCACCUGACACUCGAUGUGAGCAUCUCGGACUACCAGACCAGCCACCGCACCUUCCUGCUGCCAGGUCUUGUCAACAUUGCGGCAUUUGUGCCCGGCAUCGUCUCUGAGAAGAGCCGUGAUUUGCAGAACGUGACGAAGACAUCGCUCUCUGGUGGCUUCACGAUGGUGCGGACCAUGGCUGUUGGCGUUGAUGGAGCCAUUACGGAUGCUCGUACGCUGAGUGUUGCUCAGCAGAACGGAAAGAUGGGCACAUAUUGUGAUUUCAAUGUGUCGGUGGCUGCAACCUCUACUAAUGCCAACCAAAUCAGUCACGUCGCUGGCGAAGUCGGUGCUCUGUUUAUCCCCUUCAACCACCUCUCUGACAAUAUCAGCAAGGUCGCUGCUGUGACUGCACACUUCGAUGCCUGGCCCGUCCACAAGCCUAUUGUUACAGACGCUAGAUUGACCGACCUGGCUUCGAUUCUCCUGCUCGCCAGUCUUCAUAGCCGGAGGAUUCACGUCACCUCAGUCACCACCAAGGACGACAUCAAGCUCAUUGCGCUCAGCAAGCAGAAGGGCUUGAAGGUGACCUGUGAUGUCUCCAUCUACUCUCUAUAUCUCUCCCAGAAGGAUUACCCUGAGUGCAACUUCCUGCCUUCGGCAGAGGAUCAGCUGUCGCUCUGGGAGCACUUGGCUGUCAUCGAUGUAUUCUCUGUCGGUAGCCUGCCUUAUCAGCUGGCUCAUGCUGUCAAUGGUACUUCUGAUGCCAGCGCCGGCAUCGCUGAUGCUCUGCCGCUCCUCCUGACUUCGGUCAGUGAAGGCAAGCUUACCAUCGACGAUAUCAAGAAACGUCUGCAUGACAACCCUGUCGAGAUCUUUGAGUUGCACGACCAACCCAGUACCUUUGUCGAAGUCGAGAUCGAGCGGCCCUACACUGUGCCGUCUGGCCCUAAUUGGUCGCCAUUCGCAGGGCGUGUGAUGAGGGGCGCGGUCCAGCGCGUGAUCUUCCAAGAUAAGCUUACCUGCCUUGACGGCCAGAUCCUCGAAGGACCAUCUAUUGGCCAGGAUGUGUCCAGGCAUGGAGCUCUGCCGUCACCGAUGUCGCCUACUAUCAAGCCCUCCUCGCAGGCGGCUGAGACUCCCCGUACCGGCAGGAGAGGCUCAGUCUUUGCUCCCGUGCGGCCGAUCGCCAAACCCCGGGGUCUCGAAGGCACUCUUGGCCAGUCGGGCAAGUCGUCUAUCUUCGACGAUUUUGGCCCGUCUUUGCCUCUUACAGCAGCUGAGAGCCCCUUGCAAUCCCUUCUGUCCCGACCAUCGUCGUUUAAGAAGUCUCACGUUCUCUCCGUGACACAAUACACACGCGCCGAUCUGCACCUGCUUUUUACUGUUGCACAGGAAAUGCGCGUUGGUGUCCAGCGUGAGGGGGUGCUGAACACCCUGAAGGGCCGUUUGCUCUGCACGAUGUUCUACGAGCCGUCGACCAGGACAUCAGCGUCCUUCGACGCUGCCAUGCAGCGGCUCGGUGGACGGACGAUCGCUAUUGCCACAUCACACUCCUCGGUGCAAAAGGGCGAGACACUGCAAGACACUCUCCGGACCCUGUCCUGCUAUGGCGAUGCCGUUGUGCUCCGCCACCCUGAGGAGAACUCCGUCAAGGUUGCCAGGAAGUUCUCUCCCGUGCCAGUCAUUAACGGGGGCAACGGGUCGAAGGAGCACCCGACCCAGGCCUUCUUGGACUUGUUCACCAUCCGUGAAGAACUUGGCACGGUCCAGGGCUUGACAAUCACCUUCCUCGGUGAUCUGCUCUAUGGCCGCCCAGUCCAUUCGCUGGUCUAUCUGCUGCAGCACUACCAGGUCAAGGUUCAGCUUGUCUCGCCCAAGGCCCUCUCUCUGCCGCCCGCGGUGCACGAGCAGCUCGUCAAGUCUGGCCAGCUCCUUGCCGUGUCCGAGACACUGACGCCGGAGAUCUUAGCCAGAAGCGAUGUUCUCUACUGUACGCGCGUACAGGCAGAGCGCUUCCCGUCUAAGGAGGAUUACGAGAAGGUCAAGGGAUCUUACCGCAUCGACAAUGCGACGCUCAAGAAUGCGAAGAGCAGCAUGAUCGUGAUGCACCCGCUGCCGAGGAAUGAGGAGAUUGCAGAGGAGGUGGACUUUGAUCCACGGGCUGCUUACUUCAGACAGAUGAAGUAUGGUCUCUACACGCGCAUGGCUCUGUUGGCCCUCGUCAUGUCCACCUGA
Molecule: messenger RNA, 6726 nt
Organism: Cryphonectria parasitica EP155
Lineage: Eukaryota; Fungi; Ascomycota; Sordariomycetes; Diaporthales; Cryphonectriaceae
Product: carbamoyl-phosphate synth
Exons: 4
Coding region: 1-6726 (2241 amino acids)
Biological process (GO): UTP biosynthetic process; L-citrulline biosynthetic process; 'de novo' pyrimidine nucleobase biosynthetic process
Cellular component (GO): cytoplasm; cytosol
Molecular function (GO): metal ion binding; dihydroorotase activity; carbamoyl-phosphate synthase (glutamine-hydrolyzing) activity
Source: RefSeq, a predicted model, not a curated record